CAGAUAAAAUAUUAUGAUUGUCUUUGUUUUUUCCUCGUAUUGUCAUGGGUCAGCAUUCUGCUUCUCCUUCCAGGGAUACAAACAGAAUCCAACUGUUAGACUCGACAUGCCUGGGUUGGAGAUUCCCAAUUCAUAUGCUAAGCCUGAUCUGGGGAAACCCUUUGUUGGGAUGGCUUUUGUCUCACUUCAGUAGAGAAGUAAACCCAAGAAAAUAUGAGCAUUCAUUACCAGUCAAUUAAUGUUCUGUGGUUCUCUGCAUUCCAACAUUGUUUCUCUACAGAGACAAUAAGCACCUUUGUUUCAUAUCUAAUGAUGCAUCUGAAUGUUGACUCAUUAGCGUUUCAGGGUUUAGCAGGGCAACUGAGGGCGGAAGGGCUCUGACGCUUAGGUCAAGCAUGAAGCAACUUUAUAUGUCCAAGUGCAGCGGUGUCUGAAAGCUAAGGCAGAGAUGGUGGCAGGACUGGGGUAGUGCUGAGACUUUUGUUCCCAGGUUGCCAAUCACAUUCACUUGGUUGCCAAUGUGAAAUGGGAUUUUCAGGAUGGGACCUGAUGGACAAGCGUCUCUGAAACCAAACUUUAUAACGGGUACCAAAUGGGCCUUUGUUGGCAGUUUCAACAGAGAAGCCAAGGAUUCGAUAUUCCAGAGCACCAAACUCUUCUUCCUGGAACAAAUCCUUUCAUAUAAGGGUUGAAGCAUAUUUAUAAGGCAGUGCAGAGGAGCUCCCUGCCCACAUUUUAAGCAUUCUGCAUAAAAAUAGAGGAUUUUAAGUUAUGCCUUGAUAGGCAUGAUGCAGCUUCAUGUAGGGAUGUCCUGAAAAGAUUAGGCAAGGUAAUUUAGCUUGUCUGGGAUGCUGUGUUCAUGUGGCUGUACUGAGAUUGGUAAUAAGUAUCCAUACACACCGUUGACUUGUGUCAUGCAGACACGUCAAUCUCCAGAGCCAGGGCAGGACUUCUGAUCAAGCUUAUUAACUUUGAUGAACUAGGAUUUCACAUGAAGAUUUUAUGAAUGUUAGAAAUAGGGAGUUUCUUCAUGUGAAACAUAGCUUCCCUUCAGUAAUCUCCCUCUCCUUCUGGGACUUUACUAUCUUUAUGUGAGAGCUUUUGGUGCAAAAAAUUAGAUUAAUCUGAACCCAAUCUGAGAGUGUGAAAUAAUCCAGUGUUAUUCCAAGAAAUCUUUGGAGAUAUUUGGAACAGCUUUAAAAAUAAAAUUUGGCAAGGAAAUGUUGGUUACAUUUUCCUGUUUGUACCAGAUCUUUUUCCUAAUUUCAGGAAGUGCAACCAACAAGUAGUUCAUUUAGUUGAGUGAAUUUACUUGUUUGUACUCUUACUGUAUUUAUUAAAUAAAUUCCAUUAACUCCAGCCAUGAACUGUGUUUCUUUCAUCUAGGCCUGCAGAGCAGCAGAGGUGCUUUGGAGCACCAAACCAUGCACAAUGUCAUUUGACUUGCAUGAAAAGACUUUAGAUUGUUAUAAGUCCACGGUUUCAUGAUGAUUCCAGGGUAUUCAGCAGUUGUGAGUGUGGUAAUAAGGUUUAAGUGCCACAUAUGUUUUGAACAGUUGCUUGGCUCUGCAGCAGCUGCAUUUUAAACUAAGCCUCCCUUGAAGCUCUUGAGUUCAAAAAAUAGCUUGGUAGCUUAGCUUGUACAACAAGAUGUGAUCCUACACUUGGUCCUCCCUGGCUGCGGCCUUUUGCUUAUCUAGGGUCCCAUGAAAGUCAGCAGUGAGCACAGAGAUUCACCUCUGCAGAUGCAAUCCGUGGAACAAUUUACAAAACUGCUUUACAACUAUCCUUCUGUGAGGAGGAAAAUACGAGCAAACCUUGUAGGACUGCCACAGUAGGAGGACUAUGGUGCCCUGUGACAGUGAGGUUUCAGAGUAUAUGUUUGACAGCUGUUUUUAUCUGCCUCUGGAAAGGUAAAAGGAUAUGUUUUAAUGAUGACAAAAAAAUGACACUUUGUAAAUUAGCAUGUGUUUAUUUCGUUAUGCUUCCCUCUAUGAUGAAAUUACAGGGAUGUGUACUGGGUUUUUUCCUGUCCUUCAUCCCCUGCUCUAUACUAUCUGGCUAAGCAAUAGUUUCUUUUCUGCAUCUCUUUUCAUUGUAUUAAAAUUUUGAGGAAGGCUUCUUAAAUGCCAGCCCGAAGAUAUAUAGCUACAGUGCGUUAUUUCUUCCCUUACAAGAAAGAAAAAUCAUCAUGUCUGGUCAUCUUGGCUGGAAAAUUAGGUUAAAGCAGGAAUCUUGUCUACUGUAAAUUCAGUGCUCCAUCAGAGUUAAGCAGAAUACAUGGAGAAGAUGCAUUCAUAACAAAAAAAGAUGCUGAUAGCCUCACUAUUCUGCAGUCUCACAAUGAAUGAGGCCCUGGUACCCAAGGGAGGAUCCUUCAGGAGCCUGAAAUAGCCCAGUCAGUAGAGCAUCAGUCUCUCAGUUUGAUCAUAUAGGAUUUGAAUUCCUGGUUAGGUACAGGCUGUGGUGUUUAUUACUUGCAAGAACAACUCAAUGUAUAAUAAUAAAAUUCAGUUCAUAAUUUCCAGGAGAAAUGCUAAGGCAUCUAACAAAUCAGCUGGUACUCCAAAAACAAGUGUUAAUGCUAAAUGACUUAUAUUAAACAUCUGAUGUUCCAGCUCUUACUUCUACAAAACUCCCAGGGAAUACAAAAAUAAUCUCCUAUGUAGAAAGUGUGAGGGUUUAGCCUUUAAGAAGUUUAAUGUUAUAGCCAAAUAGAAAGAUAUAGCAUUUCAGGCAGAGGGAAACUGUGUGAACUCAAAUAUUUUAUCUUGUACUCUCAUUUAGAGUGUGGAAAUAGCAUGUUUCUAAGUUCUUGAGAUUUGGCACCUGUUUUUUUGGAAAGCAGUGAUUCUUGCUGGAUAUUUGGAUGUCUCAACUUGGACACACCCUUUUCCCUGAACAGACAUACCAUGUGUGAACUUCUUUCUCCUUUUUUUAUAGUUAGUAACAGAUGUCAGACGCUUUUCUCUAGGAAAUGCAUGACCUUUUAUACUGUUUCUUUUGCUUGAUUGGUAAUAUGUUCUCUUUCCCUUACCAAAGAUAAAGCCACUAACCCAUCUAACAGGCAAGAAGACUGGGAAUACAUCAUUGGAUUCUGUGACCAGAUCAACAAAGAACUUGAAGGGCCACAGAUAGCUGUGAGACUUCUGGCUCAUAAAAUCCAGUCACCACAGGAAUGGGAGGCAGUCCAAGCAUUGACAGUAGGUGCUGGAAGCUUGUAUGAAGAAUUGUGGGAGAAGAUUUCAUAAUGAAGUAGGGAAGUUUCGCUUUUUAAACGAGUUAAUAAAAGUUGUGUCUCCAAAGUACCUAGGAGACCGAGUCUCAGAGAAGGUGAAGACCAAAGUCAUUGAAUUGCUGUAUAGCUGGACAGUGGCAUUGCCAGAAGAGUCCAAAAUCAAGGAUGCAUACUACAUGCUGAAGCGACAAGGGAUCGUUAUGUUUGAUCCUGUGAUUCCUGCAGACAGAACCCUGAUUCCUUCUCCACCACCUCGUCCCAAAAACCCUGUGUUUGAUGAUGAGGAGAAAUCCAAGCUUCUAGCCAAACUGCUGAAAAGCAAAAACCCAGAUGAUUUACAAGAGGCCAACAAGCUUAUAAAAUCCAUGGUAAAAGAGGAUGAGGCUCGGAUUCAAAAAGUGACAAAACGCAUGCACACGCUGGAGGAAGUGAAUAACAACGUGAAGCUGCUGAAUGAGAUGUUGGUUCAUUACAGCAAAGAGGACUCAUCAGAGGCAGAUAGGGAGCUCAUGAAGGAGCUCUGUGAAAGGUGUGAAACCAAAAGACGGACAUUAUUCAAGCUGGCCAGUGAGACAGAGGAUAAUGACAGCAGUUUGGGGGAUAUCCUGCAGGCCAGUGACAAUUUAUCCCGUGUGAUAAAUUCCUAUAAAAAAAUAAUAGAGGGGCAAGUGAUCAAUGGUGAAGUGGAUCUCCCUGUGAUGUCUGUAGUGGAAGGGAGUAACUCCACAAGUAAUCUCAACACCCUCAUUGACCUUGCUGGAUUGGACGUCACUAGCACCCCGCCACCUCCAAUGCCACCUACCACCCUGACGCCAGCCCCCACAGUAGCCCCAGCCCCAGCAGAAAUCCCCAUUCUCCCGCCGCCUCCCCAGACGUUCGCACAGUUGCGGAGCAGUUCCUCUAGCCAAGUGGAAGCCGCACCCGCUCAGCAGAGCAGCACGGCUAACUCCCUCUCCUUGCUGGAUGAGGAGCUUCUGUGCUUAGGCCUGAAUGACCCAGCUCCUGCAGCAGUGAAGGAGACCUCAGAAAACAACCAAUGGAGCAUGUUUGAGAAUGACCAGUUGGACCUGGAUUUCUUUAAUCCGAAGAUGGUGACUGUUGCUUGCAACCCUGCAGGGAACCCUCUCCUCCAUCACACAUCACAGACCACAUGUGGAACAUCAGUGACACUGCCCUCUGCUUUCACAGCCUCUCAGACUGCUCCCAGCAUCCCAGCACCAAACUCGGCACCAUUUGUAUUCUCUGCUGGACCGGCUGCCCCUUCGGGGCCUCCUAAGACUAUUGCAGCUGCUCCUGGGUACUUCAGCUCGUCUGUGGGGAGCAAUAUGUCACAUAAGAUGGAUGCAUUGGGACAACUCCUUGAAGAAGCCAAAGGGACUGCCACCCAAGGCAUGGCGACACCCUCGGUGUUCCCUGGGGUUACUAUGCCAACCACUGUCACCUCUGCCCCAUUAAUAGCACCUGCAGGGCUGCCAGCCACUGCCCCUGGAGCCCCUCCAAUUUCUUUCCCAAGCAGCUGCGCUGCUGGCUCAGGAAGUCCUCUCUUCCAGCCAGCAUCAUUCCAGCAGCAAGGCAGUCCCAUGAAAGCACCUGAAAUUUCUUUGGCCAAUGUCCACGUUCCCUUGGAAUCCAUUAAACCCAGCAGUGCCCUCCCGGUGACAGCCUAUGACAAGAAUGGCUUCCGGAUCCUCUUGCACUUUGCCAGGGAGUGCCCGCCGGGAAGGUCAGAUGUGCUAGUUGUGGUAGUCUCGAUGCUGAACACGGCACCGCUUCCUGUGAAGAACAUUGUGCUGCAGGCUGCUGUGCCAAAGUCCAUGAAAGUGAAGUUACAGCCACCCUCUGGCACAGAGCUGUCUCCAUUCAAUCCCAUCCAGCCGCCUGCUGCCAUCACCCAAGUCAUGCUUCUGGCAAAUCCUACGAAGGAGAAAGUGAGGCUGAGGUACAGACUGACGUUCACACUGGGAGACCAGCCCAGCACAGAGGUUGGCGAAGUGGAUCAGUUUCCCCCGGUAGAGCAGUGGGGGAAUCUAUGACCUUAAGACACUGACAGAGACUCUGUGACAGGACCAGGAAAGGAUCCCACAGGACUGGAAUGAAUGUGACGUGGGGAGGGACACACAUGCUAUCCACUGGUGAUGUUCAGCUUUGUUUACAUGUCCUGACCACUCUGCUUGUAGCUUUAGUCCAGAAUGUUUUGCCCCACAUUGAAGGGGUCCUGGAACAUUUAUGCCAAGCAUGAACUGAGUGGCAGCCAGUAACAGGCAGUGUUGGCUACUUUUAUCUUGACCUCUGGGUGAAUCUGGUUCUAUCUUCCACUCUAUUAAACUUGAAGUUAUUGUAUUUUGAGGGGAGACCUGUCAGCAGAAGGGGAUUUGGUUGGCUCGUUCCUGUCCUGCUGUCCAGAGAUACCUACAGGCUGGUGGGGUAAUGAUGCCACCAUGAGCUUCCUCAGUGCAGAGCCCUUACACAUGCCCUCCCUCGGACUUUUCCCUCCUCAGUGCCAGACCGGAACCGCUAAGCAUGUUGAGCAAUAAUGCUGGCUCCAUGAGGGAAUGCUUAUUUUUUACACUGAAAUGGCACUUAGCUCCCUUCCUCCCCCUUUGCUGCUUCAUUCCCAAUGGCCAAUGUAAGCAGACCCUCGCCCUGUGUUAUGCGACGCUGCUGUAUCUUUAGUUAUAUUUAUUUUAUAUUGCUAGCUGCCUCCCUGUUGUAUCCAUUUUGAGCAGCUGGGACUGAGUUUUGUAUGCAAAUGGUUACACUGGUUAUUUUUCUGCCUUCAUUGCAUUCCAUAGUGUGGGGAAAAGAGGAAAUGCGUAGCGAGGAGGUGAACAGGGCUGGAAAGGAGUGGUCAGUAUUGGUGGAGGACAGCACCUGGAGCGCAGAAAUGUCUUUACAAUCACUAAUCAGGUGCCGUGACUGAAUCCAGGGAUAAGGAGAGAUGCCUCUCAUGUCCCCUCAUGCAGGCAGUAUUAUUAUUGUAGUUGAAUACUGUGUUUUACUGAGAUGAGUACAAUGACAUACAAGAUGUAAAUAAUAGAGCUAUAGGAUAUCUAAAUAGAAACAAGCAGACAAUGAAAGGAAAGAAGUCUCCACUGGGCUGUGAUGAUGCAUGUGCUGGGUUUAAUGCCGUGUUUUAUUUGUUCCCUGUAUUAAGUGGCUAAGUGCAAUUGUCCCAAGGGGGAAGGCAGUUUUGCUGGACAUCAGUGUUCUGUGCUAACAGGGGGCAGAAGAGCUGACCCCUCUAGCUACAGUCUCACAGAAACUAGAUUUAAAUCACCAAAACUGGAUUCCAGCAGUCCCGUCCUUCUCCCUCUCGAUUUCCAAUCUCAAGCGGUGCCUCAACUAGCUUUGAGACAGACUGUUUUAAAUUAAUGGGGUUUUUUUAACAUCCAUUCACAAAAGCACAGAUAGGGCAGGUCCUUGGACACUAAGCUCAGCAUUUCUAGCAGUGCUGUUGAGCAACAGCUAUUAUCAAACGAAGAGUGGGAGGAGUCAGCUAAAGCACCGAGAAAAUCAGUACACAGGAGACCCCUGCCUGUUGUAGGAAAACUCCAGAGGAGAAUGUGCUGCUGGAAUUAAUGGCGGCUGUAAAACCCAUUACUGCAAAUGCAGCUUGGAGUUAUUUGUAGUUGAAUUUUCUUUACUGUGUUGCAAAGUAAAAAUCACUAGAGGUGAAAAACUCAGUGGAUUCAAAGGCCUGAGGUCCUAAUCAGAGGCACCGGGCAGUUGUAGAAGCCCCUGAAGGUGGCAUCAAAGCUUGGCCGAGGAACUUGCUGUAAACUCCUGGUCUGAAGCUCAUGAAGACCCCAGCCUUGUCAGCUCCCUGACGUAGAAGGCAGGUGAAAGGGAUGGGUGCAUUGUUUGGAUCCUUGAAGAAUGCGGUUUUAAAUCAAUGGACUAGGAUACGGGACAAGGAGAGAAUUCUUUCUGCCUCAGACAUGUUCUUGCCAGCACUUUAGACCCAGUAGGCAUGGGGGUAGUGCUUAGGUCAUGGUAGUGUGUCCCGAGGAAGCAGGUUUCACUGCUUUAGAUGUCUACACGUGAAUCUCACUGUGACUUUGAGGAAGUCAGAAGAGCACAAGUGCUUUCUGCAGAAUGGCUUUGUUCUCAGUGUUAAUGGCAGCAUACUGCCUGCGCUGUACAGCCAAAUGGAAAGAUGCCAUAGUCUUGCUGCGUGGAAAUCCGUUGUUAAAAGCUUUGGAAAUUAAACUAUGAAUGUUCCUUGUCUGUAGGGUGAGGUUCCUGCUUCAUACCGAACAGCCGUAACUGUAUAUACAUCUCAAAUGCAUUUGUUCUGCUGCAUGUUAAAUAAAUUGUUUUCCCUA
Molecule: messenger RNA, 7563 nt
Organism: Harpia harpyja (harpy eagle)
Lineage: Eukaryota; Metazoa; Chordata; Aves; Accipitriformes; Accipitridae
Gene: GGA3
Product: golgi associated, gamma adaptin ear containing, ARF binding protein 3
Exons: 16
Coding region: 3223-5271 (682 amino acids)
Biological process (GO): intracellular protein transport; vesicle-mediated transport
Cellular component (GO): trans-Golgi network
Molecular function (GO): ubiquitin binding; small GTPase binding; phosphatidylinositol binding
Source: RefSeq, a predicted model, not a curated record